Molecule: messenger RNA, 608 nt
Organism: Phialemonium atrogriseum
Lineage: Eukaryota; Fungi; Ascomycota; Sordariomycetes; Cephalothecales; Cephalothecaceae
Exons: 2
Source: RefSeq, a predicted model, not a curated record
CCCAGGCAGCGGCCACCCACCCUGUGAAUCUCAGAUCCUCUGCCCCACCUUGUCCAUCCCACUUCGAACAUCGGGAUUUCCUGCCAACUCCUCGGCGCACAAUACCAGCAACAAGUGAACUAAGCUUGACAAUACUGCACAGCAGCGCAGCCUAGCGAGUCAUUCUCUUACCGGAAACAAAGUUGCAAAACAAAAUGGCAAGAAACGCCCGAGGGCAGCCCGACGAUGUGGACAUCACCAUCCGUCUCAAGCAUGGCAUCCACACCAUCUUCAUGAUCAUCGACCCCCUUGCCCCAUUCUCCAAGAUCACCGAGGAGCUCCUAGACACUAUUCGGGAGCGAUACCCAGAUGGCUUGACUACCUCAAAGGUGCCGCCAAAGACCACACCGAUCCCCGACUCCAACGAGAGCGUCCGCAUCUCCUAUGCGCUUAUGAAAAACCAGAGUGACCCCUCGCAGGGCUGGCGGAACCUUGGGAUCUUGGAGAAGGACACCCCUGUGGAAAAGGGGCUGAAGGAGAGCUGUGUGGUGGCUUUCGCCUUGCAAGAUGCGGACGAGACGGAUGAGAACGUGAAGUUCGAGGUGGAGUGGCCUCAGUUGGAGGACGAC